Molecule: messenger RNA, 4560 nt
Organism: Gorilla gorilla gorilla (western lowland gorilla)
Lineage: Eukaryota; Metazoa; Chordata; Mammalia; Primates; Hominidae
Gene: HDIP1
Product: chromosome 18 C16orf87 homolog
Exons: 5
Coding region: 301-771 (156 amino acids)
Source: RefSeq, a predicted model, not a curated record
CACUGCCGCGCCGGGGCGAUCUGGCGGAGUGGGGGGAGGUCUCCCUUCGUCUCGUGAUACUCUGGGAGAGCUCGCGGGCGGGCUGUGGGUUGCGAGCCGCCGUGGGAGCCGCCGGCCGACGCUCCGCCCCGCCCUGCCCCCUUGGCGCUCAGGUCCCGCGCGAGCUCGCGCACGGGCGCGCGCGCACCCGCCAGAGGCUUGUUUGAGGCCCGCGGAGACUGGGCGGGCGGAGGCCGGGCUGCCGAAGUGCGAGGGGAGGAGCCCGAGCCGUCGCUGCUGCCGCCGCUAAGGGAGAGGAGCAUGUCUGCAACUCGAGCCAAGAAAGUGAAGAUGGCCACCAAAUCAUGCCCCGAGUGCGACCAACAGGUUCCUGUUGCAUGUAAAUCAUGUCCUUGUGGUUACAUAUUUAUUAGCAGAAAACUUUUAAAUGCAAAACACUCAGAGAAAUCACCACCUUCUACAGAAAACAAGCAUGAGGCCAAGAGGAGGCGAACAGAGAGAGUUAGGAGAGAGAAGAUAAAUUCUACAGUAAAUAAAGAUUUAGAAAACAGAAAGAGGUCUCGAAGUAACAGCCAUUCAGAUCAUAUCAGACGAGGAAGAGGAAGACCUAAAAGUGCAUCUGCCAAAAAACAUGAGGAAGAAAGAGGGUGCAGAAAACCUAUGCCGAGGACUCCUAUUUUAGAAGGGAAACUAGGUAAAGAAAAGUCAGCAGAGAAAAAGGAAAAGAGAGAAAUACUGCCUGGCUCAGAAAACAACAUUCUUUUCAGUUGAAGUAGAGGGAAUGCAGCUGAAAGAAGAGAAUGCUUCUGGUGGUGGUCAGAUGAGAGAUCCAAAGGGGGAAAAAAUGACUUUUCUAUUUUGAAACAGAAUAAGAAAGAAGAAUGGAAAAGGAAAGCAUGUUAGACAUCAUCAUAAUAAUAUAUCUUUAUAAAGUCAUAAAAACAAAUCAUUAAACAACAAUUUUUGGUUAGUCUAAUGUAAGUCUUUGUUUUAUAUAUAAGGGUAUUCUGGAUAUUAUAAUAUAGAAGUGAUAUUUUGACUGAUUAAAAUAUGUUAGGCAAUUCUGAACAUCAUAUUAAUGAACUUAAGAAUGAAUGGGUCAGGCGUGGUGGCUCACGCCUGUAAUCCCAGCACUGUGGGAGGCCGAGGCUGGUGGAUCACGAGGUCAAGAGAUCAAGCCCAUCCUGGCCAACAUGGUGAAACCCCGUCUCUACUAAAAAUACAAAAAAAAAUUAGCCAGGCGUGGUGGUGCGCGCCUCUAGUCCCAGCUACUUGGGAGGCUGAGGCAGGAGAAUCAGUUGAGCCCAGGAGGCAGAGGUUGCAGUGAGCUGAGAUCGCGUCACUGCGCUCCAGCCUGGAGACAGAGCGAGACUCCGUCUCAAAGAAAAAAAGAAUGAAUGUAGACUUCAAGCUGACGAUUGUGGAUUGAAGAAACACAUCUAGCUCUAAACUCCUUUGGGGAAAUCUAAGAAAGAAACUGAUUUUUAUUACACAGUUACCUAAAAGUCAGGAAUUUAUGUAUCAGUUAUGUCUGGAAGUAGAAGUGAAAUUGAGGCUAAAAAUGAGAGGAUUGUUUGCAAGUCUUUUUAUGAGUAGCCCACCAGGACUGUUUACCCUCUUAUUCCCCAAGUUUAUCCUUUGAAAAAGGUAAAUAAUACAGUCUUUGGUCUCAGGAACACCAGGUGUCUGUUGACGGCCAGGAUACCAUGUUAAGAUCAGGAAGCCUAGGUGAAAAUUGGACAUAGUAAAUGCUGAGUUCUUGAGUUUGGCUUAUUAGCGUCCAGGUAAAAAAAGUAAAAAAGUUUGAACAAAUCUUCUCUAGAGAAUCCGAAGGACCCAAGAGAAAAGGCCCCAAAUAAAGAUACUCUCAUUAGAGAUUCACAGAGAAGUGGCCUAAUUGGAUCGUCCUAAUCUGAUGACUACAGUCAAGCUCCACGUAUGUGUAUGUUUCUAAUCAGCUUCUUUGGUCACUCUCCUAAAUAUGAGCAUAUUGCCAAGAAUUACCCAGAUAUCUGGAAGAAAGCAUCUAUUAUAGUAUGAAAGGCUAAGACCAAAUCAACAGGAGAGAAAAAAUAACUUGGAAAAAAGCAAGAUUUUGCAGGGAAAAGAAAAACUAUAAACUAUUAUUAAUAUCUUUAGCAAAAGAAGUAAUUGUAAUUGUAAAAUGAACAAGAUGAUAUUUAAAAGGAAAUUGCAGAGGUCAAAAAGCCAGUUGGAAAAUGAACUUUAAAAUAUUCCAAAAAACCCCAAAACAUAGAUGAUACACAGAAAUGAACAACUUUAAUAAAAGGCUUAAAGAUAAAAUUGAAGAAAGGUUCCAGAAAGUAUAACAAUUGAAAAGAGAUGAAAAAAACAGAAUGGAAACCUUAAGAAAUUUAGAGGACCAGUAUGAGGUCUGACAUCUGUAAAUAAUUAAAGUUUCAGAUAAGGAACAUGGAAGAUGGAGGAGAAGAAAGUCAUCAACGACUUUAACAAUGACAAUUAUUUAUUCAAGAAAAUUUUUCCAACCUGAAGGACAUUGAGUUUCUUUGUUAAAAGGGCCUACAAAUUCCCAGUCUAAUGGAUGGUUAAAAAGAGAAAUUAUACCAGAGUUUGUCAUCAUAUCUCAUAUCUUUGGUUAAAUAAAAUUUUUCAGGUUUUCAGAAAAAAGAAAAGCAAAAUGAUAUUGGAACUAAUACAAUGGAAUAUUGCCCAGCAAAGAACAAACUACUGAUAUAUGACUAGCAUCAAUGAAUUUCAAAAACAUGUUGAGCAAAAUAAGCUAGGCACAAAAGAGUACAUACUAUAUAUGAUGCCAUUUAUAUGAAGUUUAGGAACAGACAGAAUGAUUCUGUGGUAAUAGAAAUCAGAACAGUGGUUGCUUGUAGGUGUAGGGAGGGAUUGGCUGGAAAGAAGCAUGAGGAAUUUCUGGAGGAAAUUUGUUAUAUGUUGAUUGUGACAUGGGUUACAUGUUUGUAUAUGUUUGUCAGAACUCCUCCAGUUGAACACAUAAAAGAUCUGUGUAUUUCACUAUAUGUAAAUUUAUCAUUGAUUUUAAAAAUAACUAUAAAAAAGGUAUUGGUUUUCUAAACAAUGGCACCAGUAGUCAGAAGACAGUUUACUGCCUUCACAGUUCUAAGCGGAAACCUACAAGUCUAUACUCAAUCAAACUAUGAAUUAAUGUGAAGGUAGACUAAAGAUAUUUUCUGACAUUCAGGGUCUCAAAAAAUUUGCUACCAAUACUCCCUUUCUCAGGAAGCCCCUACAAGUUACCUGCUACCAAAAUGAAGAAAUAAACCAAGAAAGGAUCUUUGGAUUCAAGACAAAGGUGGGUCCACCCAACUCUAGAGAUGAGAGUCUCCAGCAUGAUGCUGAUGAAAGAGCACAAGAUGAUAAUUUUGCAGUAGGCCUAGAGAGCAACCAUUUCAUACUGGAGCAGGUUGGAAGACUUGGAGCGAUUUCUUCAAGAAGAUAAAAAUGAUAAAAUACCUGAUACGUGUAAACAUCCUGAAAAACAAUUUAUACAACUAGGAAAGACUUUGGGUUGAGUUAGAAAUGAAAACUAAGCAAGUAAAAAGAGAAUCACUUCAGGGAAAACAAUGUAAAGGAAAAGUGAAAAAUCACUUACCAUAGGCAUAAUAAUGUAAUCACUGAAAACUGAUGUUACUAAAGUUGUGAUUUAAUUAUAGUGAGAAGAUGAGGGAUGGGCAGAGUGUUUAUUGGGGCAAGAGAUGCAAAACAGUGUAACCCUUAUUUUCCAUGGUGGAAAGUGAAUCAGUAAUGCCUAAAACCCUGAAGUAGCAUCUUGUACAAAUGUUACUUAGAGAUUCGUUUUUGUAAAAGCAAAAAGGAACAACUGAAAAAAAAGUCACAAAAAAAGUAGUUGCAUUUGGAGAGUGGGAAAUGUGCAUGGGGCAAAGGACUUCUGGUUUUUUUUUAACAAGUUUUAUAAAAAUGAUUUGAUUGUAAAUUAUAUGCAUUUAACUUUGAUUAGACUGUCAAAACAAAAUAAACAAAAAUAGAAUCAGGGGAUCCUGAAAAAGUAACUUGGAAGAAUAUAUACCAAGAUAUUAAUUGUGAUUUUUGCUGACUCAUGAGAUUGCGAGUGAUUUUUAUUUUCUUUUUCAAAUUUUCUGUGAACUUGGAUUACAUUUGUAAUCGAGAGGGGAAAAAUAAAAAUAAAUGUCAUUUCCUGUAUAAGAAGAUGAAGAUGAAUAUGUUAAUGUAUUCAUAAAGUCACCACUGAUGUUCAGAAGCGGACCAUCUCUCAGAGUGAAUUUCAUCUAGCAGAGAAAAUUCAUUUUGAUUGAGACAGUGAGGAGAUAGAAAUGUAUGAGAUUCUUAGAGAAAUGAUGUAGCUGUUAGAGUGCCUGUGUAUAGAAAUAAAUAUUGUCUUCAUUUAAUCUUCAUUUCAGUAACUCCUUUGUAUAAUUUUAAAAACUUUUUAGUUCAGUAGCAUAGUAACAUUUAAUGUAUAUUGUAGUAUUAUAUAUAAUACUGUCAUUUAAAGAAAUACUUGAAAGCUUUAAAAAAUUUAAAUUUACUGCAUCUACUGCCUUUAUAUUAAACUUUCCCUUUUUC